GAUGCUGUAAGACUUUAGACCGUGUGGAGAGUGGUCGGAACAAGUGGCUGGAAGUAGACAUACCUACCUGCCUGGUGCUAACUCAACGGAGUCUAUUUUUUAAGCAGGCAAAAAGAAAACCCUCCCGAACAUGAGUAAGGACACCGAGGUCGAUAUGAAGGAUGUUGAGUUGAACGAGUUGGACCAGGAGAAACUACCGAUGACCGGCGACGGACCGGGGGCUGAGAAGAACGGAAACUUGAAGCAGAAGGAACCGGAGGAGGAUGUUAAGUUUACCGGGCUGUCGAAGGAAGAGCUCAUGAAAGUCGCUGGCACACCCGGGUGGGUGAGGACACGCUGGGUGCUCCUGGUCUUGUUUUGGUUGGGCUGGGUGGGGAUGCUGGCUGGGGCCAUAGUGAUCAUCGUCCAGGCCCCCAGGUGUAAACCCAUACCUGAGAUGAACUGGUGGAAUCAGGGUCCUCUCUAUCAGAUCGCUGACCUGGACGCCUUCAACCACGACAAGGGAAUCAAAGGUGUAGUUGAGGUACUGGACAGUCUGAACCAGUUGAAGGUGAAGGGCCUGGUUCUGGGGCCUCUUCACACUGUCCAGCAGGACAAAGCAGACACCUUAGACCUGGUCUCUAUGGACCCCAGGGUAGGAACUGACCAGGACCUGCUGGUUUUGCUGGACAAGGCCCAUAAGAAGGGUAUCUCUGUGGUGUUGAAUCUGACCCCUAACCCUGGAGCUGACCCCUGGUUCAGUCCUGACCACUUACCUAAAGUACUGGACAAACUCAGGGACGCUGCUGAACACUGGCUGGGGAUGGGCGUGGACGGGGUGCAGGUGUGCGGCCUCGCUGCUGCCAGCGCCUCUUCUGAUUGGUCCAAGUUCCAGGGUGUCGUCCAGGGCAACAGGACGGAGGUGGACGUGAAGAAGAGAGCUCUAAUAGGAGUGGUUGAUGGUCAGGACUACUCUGCCGUCUCUCAACUUCUCAACUCUUCUGGUGUGGAUCUGAUACUGUCUGAUGUCCUUAACAAGGCAAACUCCGGUAUCGAGAGAGCGAAGUCCAUCCACGGCCUGGUGUCUACCCAGAAACAGAGCUCUUUAGCCUGGGGGCUAGGAGGCAGUUUGGGGAACCAUCUGGCUUCAGUGAUGGAGAAACCAGACCUGGUACGACUUUACCAACUCAUGCUUUUCACCCUGCCUGGAACACCUGUUUUCAACUACGGAGAUGAGUUGGGGCUCGUGGACCAGGGCUCCACCUCUCCUAAGAUGCCGUGGGACACUGAGGAAGAGGUUGCUGCUGAAGGAGCUGUGAAGAACGAGACAGCCGAGGCCCAGAAGACUCAUCGUCUGACAUGUCGUUCGUGGUUUAAGACCCUCUCUGACCUGAGGGGUAAAGAACGUUCCCUCCUUCAUGGGGACUACUUCCACCUCCACUCCUCCUCCGCGUCCCUUGCUUUCCUGCGUCUGUGGGACCAGAGCGAACGAUACCUGACGGCCGUUAACUGGGGCUCCGCCACCUUAACCAUGGCCCUCAACCACACAGAGCUGAGCAUCCCGGAGCAGGCUAAAGUGAAGCUUAGUACUGACCCUGAAAACCUGGCUGCGGACAGCUCUGUCUCGCUGGAUAAACUGCUGCUGGGACCCGGACAGGCUGUCCUAUUGACCUUUCCCUUCGCUUAGGAGGGGCUAGAACAGAGACCAGGACUAGAACAGAGACCAGGACUAGAACAGAGACCAGGACUAGAACAGAGACCAGGACUAGAGCAGAGACCAGGACUAGAGCAGAGACCAGGACUAGAGCAGAGACCAGGACUAGAGCAGAGACCAGGACUAGAGCAGAGACCAGGACUAGAGCAGAGACCAGGACUAGAGCAGAGACCAGGACUAGAGCAGAGACCAGGACUAGAGCAGAGACCAGGACUAGAGCAGAGACCAGGACUAGAGCAGAGACCAGGACUAGAGCAGAGACCAGGACUAGAGCAGAGACCAGGACUAGAACAGAGACCAGAAUAAGAAACUACUAAACAUAACUUUUACACCUGGAACAAAGGGAGAAUGCAGAGAAUGUUUUAGAUCACAUAAAACAAGCAGACGGAAUAUAUAGUAUAAACAGCAGUAUUUAGCCAGUGCUUAAAAAGUAUUAAAUGUUAGACCAGAAUGACUAUUUCCAACUGUUAAAACAUUCCAGUUCAGAUUUGAUCAAAUGUAUUUUUUUGGGGCCAUUGUUUCAAAACAUUUUAAAAGGAAGUUCUUUCUAAUGUUGUUUUAUGACCUCUUGAGUUGAACUGUUGAAGUAGGAAAAUAUCAGUUUGAAUUUAAAAAAUGUAUUAUUUUUUUUCUUCAAUCUGUUUAUUCCAUUCAGUGGAAUAUAAUUGUUAUUCAACUUGCUAGUAUUGGAGACGAUUGCUAGACGUUGUUCUGACUAAAACUUGCUAGUAUUGGAGACGAUUGCUAGACGUUGUUCUGACUAAAACUUGCUAGUAUUGGAGAAGAUUGCUAGACAUUGUUCUGACUAAAACUUGCUAGUAUUGGAGACGAUUGCUAGACAUUGUUCUGACUAAAACUUGCUAGUAUUGGAGACGAUUGCUAGACAUUGUUCUGACUAAAACUUGCUAGUAUUGGAGACGAUUGCUAGACGUUGUUCUGACUAAAACUUGCUAGUAUUGGAGAAGAUUGCUAGACAUUGUUCUGACUAAAACUUGCUAGUAUUGGAGACGAUUGCUAGACAUUGUUCUGACUAAAACUUGCUAGUAUUGGAGACGAUUGCUAGACAUUGUUCUGACUAAAACUUGCUAGUAUUGGAGACGAUUGCUAGACGUUGUUCUGACUAAAACUUGCUAGUAUUGGAGACGAUUGCUAGACAUUGUUCUGACUAAAACUUGCUAGUAUUGGAGAAGAUUGCUAGACAUUGUUCUGACUAAAACUUGCUAGUAUUGGAGAAGAUUGCUAGACAUUGUUCUGACUAAAACUUGCUAGUAUUGGAGAAGAUUGCUAGACGUUGUUCUGACUAAAACUUGCUAGUAUUGGAGACGAUUGCUAGACAUUGUUCUGACUAAAACUUGCUAGUAUUGGAGAAGAUUGCUAGACAUUGUUCUGACUAAAACUUGCUAGUAUUGGAGAAGAUUGCUAGACGUUGUUCUGACUAAAACUUGCUAGUAUUGGAGACGAUUGCUAGACAUUGUUCUGACUAAAACUUGCUAGUAUUGGAGAAGAUUGCUAGACAUUGUUCUGACUAAAACUUGCUAGUAUUGGAGACGAUUGCUAGACGUUGUUCUGACUAAAACUUGCUAGUAUUGGAGAAGAUUGCUAGACGUUGUUCUGACUAAAACUUGCUAGUAUUGGAGACGAUUGCUAGACAUUGUUCUGACUAAAACUUGCUAGUAUUGGAGAAGAUUGCUAGACGUUGUUCUGACUAAAACUUGCUAGUAUUGGAGACGAUUGCUAGACAUUGUUCUGACUAAAACUUGCUAGUAUUGGAGAAGAUUGCUAGACGUUGUUCUGACUAAAACUUGCUAGUAUUGGAGACGAUUGCUAGACAUUGUUCUGACUAAAACUUGCUAGUAUUGGAGAAGAUUGCUAGACGUUGUUCUGACUAAAACUUGCUAGUAUUGGAGACGAUUGCUAGACGUUGUUCUGACUAAAACUUGCUAGUAUUGGAGACGAUUGCUAGACGUUGUUCUGACUAAAACUUGCUAGUAUUGGAGACGAUUGCUAGACAUUGUUCUGACUAAAACUUGCUAGUAUUGGAGACGAUUGCUAGACGUUGUUCUGACUAAAACUUGCUAGUAUUGGAGACGAUUGCUAGACAUUGUUCUGACUAAAACUUGCUAGUAUUGGAGACGAUUGCUAGACGUUGUUCUGACUAAAACUUGCUAGUAUUGGAGACGAUUGCUAGACGUUGUUCUGACUAAAACUUGCUAGUAUUGGAGACGAUUGCUAGACAUUGUUCUGACUAAAACUUGCUAGUAUUGGAGACGAUUGCUAGACAUUGUUCUGACUAAAACUUGCUAGUAUUGGAGACGAUUGCUAGACGUUGUUCUGACUAAAACUUGCUAGUAUUGGAGACGAUUGCUAGACGUUGUUCUGACUAAAACUUGCUAGUAUUGGAGACGAUUGCUAGACGUUGUUCUGACUAAAACUUGCUAGUAUUGGAGACGAUUGCUAGACGUUGUUCUGACUAAAACUUGCUAGUAUUGGAGACGAUUGCUAGACGUUGUUCUGACUAAAACUUGCUAGUAUUGGAGACGAUUGCUAGACAUUGUUCUGACUAAAACUUGCUAGUAUUGGAGACGAUUGCUAGACAUUGUUCUGACUAAAACUUGCUAGUAUUGGAGACGAUUGCUAGACAUUGUUCUGACUAAAACUUGCUAGUAUUGGAGACGAUUGCUAGACGUUGUUCUGACUAAAACUUGCUAGUAUUGGAGACGAUUGCUAGACAUUGUUCUGACUAAAACUUGCUAGUAUUGGAGACGAUUGCUAGACAUUGUUCUGACUAAAACUUGCUAGUAUUGGAGACGAUUGCUAGACAUUGUUCUGACUAAAACUUGAAAGGAGUACAAUAAAAGUCCUGUGUAAUGUUGCCUGGUGACAAUCAAGCAUCGACCUUUGUCUCCUUCCUCCUUCUGAUGUGUAUGUGUUCUAUCUGUGGAUGCCUCAGAGUGUGUGCACUACUUGUUCUGUUUUUGAGUGUGUGUGUGUGUGUGAUAUUGGCCUAAUGCCACAUGCUUUCCGUUAAGCUCAGGCAGAGGAACAUUACAGGUGUGUUAAUGUCGGCUCCAUGAAACAGCCCAAUGUGUGUCUCUCACCUCACGCAGGUGCUCAGAAGAUAUAAAUAAACCACGCUCUUGUUUGUUCAUUCCAA
This is a messenger RNA of Oncorhynchus mykiss (rainbow trout), 4847 nucleotides long. Its product is annotated as amino acid transporter heavy chain SLC3A2. Gene Ontology annotation, cellular component: apical plasma membrane; basolateral plasma membrane. The record is from RefSeq and is a predicted model, not a curated record. Gene Ontology annotation, molecular function: L-alanine transmembrane transporter activity; aromatic amino acid transmembrane transporter activity; L-leucine transmembrane transporter activity. Gene Ontology annotation, biological process: L-leucine import across plasma membrane; phenylalanine transport; L-alanine import across plasma membrane. Lineage: Eukaryota; Metazoa; Chordata; Actinopteri; Salmoniformes; Salmonidae.